This is a messenger RNA of Spinacia oleracea (spinach), 1741 nucleotides long. RefSeq lists its product as uncharacterized. The record is from RefSeq and is a predicted model, not a curated record. Bases 1 to 1329 code for a protein of 442 amino acids. Lineage: Eukaryota; Viridiplantae; Streptophyta; Magnoliopsida; Caryophyllales; Amaranthaceae. Gene Ontology annotation, molecular function: histone reader activity. Gene Ontology annotation, biological process: negative regulation of transcription elongation by RNA polymerase II. The transcript is spliced from 8 exons.
AUGUUGAUGGAGAUGAACUCGGAGGAAUUAGGGUUUUUCGAUGAACAAGUCUUGUUGUGUGUGAAGGAGUUGGAGAGAGAAGGAAGAGUUGCGUCCUGGUGUUCCGACCGGAAAAAAAUCCGCCGUCGAAGAAAAGAUUCAGCUCGAACACAGCACCGCCACCACCUGGUUGAGUCUGUUUGGGAUGUGUCUUUGACUCUUUCAUAUCUCCUGAAGCAGCAAAUCAACUCAUUACCUGUUCUUUUAAUAAGAAAAAUGAGAGUGUGCCAGACAUGUGGAAGCAGAGGCGUCUCUGAAUUAUUAGUUCUGUGUUGCAGAUGCCGAACUAUCUCCGAGCACACUUAUUGCUUAAAUAAGUUGGCAGACACAGAUGAUGGUGAAGUUGAAUGGAGUUGUGAGUUUUGUGAACCAAGGGUCAUUGAACUGUCAGAUUCCACAAACAGUGUUUCAGAUUCAGAUAAGGAAACAAUUGAACCUUUCAUGGAGCUUCAGAAUGAUGCAGAGAAGAUAAUUUGUCCGUUGAUAUCUGAGAGGUUGAGAAAUGGUGAUGCUGGCCCAUCCAUUCAUGUGUUAGAAUCAUCCUGCAGAGGUAUGGAAACGACUCAAACAAGUAAUAGCCCGAAAACAACUAAUGUUAUUGGAGACCUGCAUUUACCCAACGAAGACUCUGAAGUGACAAGAGUUAAGGAAUCUAAAUCUGACUCUCCUGAAACAUCCUCUAGCAUCGAAGAUGAUUUUUGUAGCACUAUAGAGCCGCUACCUACUCCUGUCUGGACGGGGAGUUUUCAGAUAUAUGGAAAAAACUCUUGUACUGUCCCUGUAAUGAUGGCGCACGUAUCAAAUGAAGCAUGCAUAGAAGCUUCAGAGGUGGCAAGUUCUUUGCCUGUGAUCCUUAGCUUAGAGAUGGUUUCUAAAGUUAAUAUCUGGCCUAUGAAGUUCAAGAAAAUGAUGCCAACAGUUCAUAACAUCGCAGUGUACUUUUUCCCGGAUCACAGAGCUGAAAGAGUGUAUGACUGCCUAGUGGAAGACAUUAUUGACCAUGAAUUCGCCAUGAUUUCAAGGAUCAAUAAUGUUGAGCUCCUGAUCUUUUCAUCUUGUGAACUGCCACCAAACAACUGGAGAUUGAAACGGAAAUAUUAUCUGUGGGGCAUAAUUAGAAGAAAGAAGAAAACAUUGACUCAAAACCAGAGUGAUGACUGCGUUUACAACCUACAUGGAAGCAUGAACCAUACUUCACCUUCAAUUUUGUCAACUGAAAUGUGUGCUAAGGAAACCGAGUUGCACACGAAGAAGUUUCGUUUUUCUCCUCCAAACACUGGAGAUAAUUGACAAAUGCGAUGCAAUGAUUUUGUGCUAACAAGAAAGGCAUUAUGCUAAAAGCUAAGCCCUGCAUGCUCUGUUUUAGCUGGGAUAGUGCAUGCUAUCUGGUGUGCAAAAGGAAUAGAAGAGUCAUACCAUGGAAGCCAAAGUGCUGCAUCAUAUGCUGCUGUAAACUCAAAUAGAAGAAGCUACAACCAAAAAAAAUCAACAAGGGAUAUCUCUAAUUAUUUGCACCUGAUGUCAAUUAUUGUUGAGCAAAUUUGUUAGGUUAACUCGAUGUUUGUUUCAUUUCUUUUACUUUAGGGAGGGCAGGGGACUUUCAUAUUGUGAAUUGGGCUGAUAGUAUUUUAAAGGCCAGAUUGGUGCCUUUUGUAAAUAUCAGUAACUAGCAAACCUAAUAAGCUUUCUUCUAUUAAAACAA